This is a messenger RNA of Tripterygium wilfordii, 1198 nucleotides long. RefSeq lists its product as uncharacterized. Gene Ontology annotation, biological process: proteolysis. The transcript is spliced from 10 exons. NCBI's taxonomy places the organism in Eukaryota, Viridiplantae, Streptophyta, Magnoliopsida, Celastrales, Celastraceae. The record is from RefSeq and is a predicted model, not a curated record. Gene Ontology annotation, molecular function: ATP-dependent peptidase activity; metalloendopeptidase activity; ATP binding. The coding region runs from base 116 to 1063 and encodes 315 amino acids.
AAGUGCAUGACUGACGCUAACCGAAGAAACGGAACCUUAUCUGCUUCUGUUGCAUUAAUGGUCUUGGUGAGAAAUUCCGAGGACGAACACACAUUUUGAGUGGUUAAAGAUCACGAUGGCUUCGCCUCUCUCGACUGGAUUUCAGUAUAUUCAAAUGCACAGCCAUUCUUUCAACAAGUAUCAAAUUAGAGCAACAUCCUCUGCCGCACCUGGUGUCGAUCUCACAACCCUCGAAUCCGCCAUUGCUAAGAAAGACAGUGAUGGAGUGAAAGAGGCGCUUAAUCAGCUAAGUGAAGUGGGUUGGGCCAAGAAAUGGAGUUCUCAGCCGUAUGUUUCCCGUCGUCCGACGUCUCUAAGGGAGCUAACAACUCUUGGAAUUAAGAAUGCGGAGAAUCUUGCAAUUCCAAGUGUCAGAAAUGAUGCUGCUUUUCUUUUCACAGUGGUGGGAACGACAGGAUUUUUGGCUGUUCUCGCUGGCCAACUUCCCGGGGAUUGGGGCUUCUUUGUACCAUACUUGAUUGGAAGCAUUUCUUUAGUAGUCUUGGCUGUGGGUAGCAUUUCACCCGGGCUUCUUCAAGCUGCGAUUAGUGGCUUUUCGUCCUUCUUUCCAGAUUACCAAGAGAGGAUUGCUGGACAUGAAGCUGCUCAUUUUUUGAUUGCUUAUUUGCUUGGGCUGCCAAUCCUGGACUAUUCGCUGGAUAUUGGCAAGGAGCAUGUCAAUCUCAUUGAUGAAAGGUUGGAAAAACUGAUAUAUAGUGGUCAGCUUGAUGCUAAGGAACUAGACAGAUUGGCAGUUGUAGCAAUGGCAGGACUUGCGGCUGAGGGUCUGCAAUAUGACAAAGUGAUUGGUCAAUCUGCGGAUCUUUUCACUCUACAGAGAUUCAUAAACCGCAGCAAACCAACGCUAAGCAAAGAUCAGCAGCAAAAUCUUACCAGAUGGGCUGUUUUGUUUGCUGGAUCUCUCUUAAAAAAUAACAAGGUGAUUCAUGAAGCCUUAAUGAAGGCAAUGUCAAACAAGGCAACUGUAUUGGAGUGCAUUGAAGCACUUGAGAAUGCUGUGUAGUUCUACCGCAAGGUACUUCAGACAAACAUAUCGAAAAUAACUAUGGAAUUUUCAUUAUUUCGUUACGAUAAAAAAAAGUAGAAAACCAUGUUAAUUUAUGAUACAUAUAUCAGAGGACAUUAUUCUUUAUUUGCA